This is a messenger RNA of Durusdinium trenchii, 2274 nucleotides long. NCBI's taxonomy places the organism in Eukaryota, Dinophyceae, Suessiales, Symbiodiniaceae. The record is from the annotation of a GenBank genome assembly.
AUGUCGAUGAUCUUCACCUGCAGCCUCUUAGGGGAAGACCUGGUCCUGGCCUGUGGCAACACCAGCAAUGUGGCGGAGCACCUCGAAUUCGCGGUGCCGGAGGAGCAUGGAGCCUGCCCAUCUUCGAAGUGGCCCGCACGCCAGGACACACAAUGGUUCUCUUGUGACGAGUGGGACAAGAGCCACAUCGAGCCUUCAGAUGCCAAGACGGAGGAACCUUCAGAGGCUGGUUCUGAUUCGACCAAUGUGGAGGUGGACACCGACAAAGAGACCUUCACAUUGAGAGUCGUCCCAAGAACUGUAGACGGACGUGUGCAAGAUUUGCGACGACGGCUACAAGAUGUGGGCGUAGACGAUCCAGAUUCAGAGGCAGCAGGUAGCAUCAACAAGCUGGGUGGUUAUCCCACAUGCUACUGGCGGUUCUUGAGGUCCUGCAAUAUGGACCUGAAGGCGGCUGAGCAGAAGCUGAGAGCCACCUUGCGCUUCCGCCAACGGCAAGGCAUGAUACAGCUCAUGGAUCAACAGUCAGAAGGACAUACACGCAAGGUUCAGCCCAUAAAAGUGGAUUUGGAGGAUGAGGAUCAGGUGAUUGAGACCUGUACCUCUUACGAAGAGGCUUUUCUUGGCUACAAGCCCAAGGGCUCCACAUUUCCCACUCUUUCCCCUCCAGUCAUGGUGCCGAGCUGCCUCCUACCGCUUGUUCCCAGCCAGGCUUCGCAAAUGACUCCAGCUCCUGUUCAGCCCGUGGAUAGAACUGCAAGGCCAAAGCGACCCCGACUGGAAGUGAUCCAUCAGGCUUCCAGUGAGAGCCCUCAGAUGCCCAGGAUGGAAGCGGCUGAAGUCGGAAUCUUUUCACAAGAUCAGACGAUCUCAGAGGCGCCCAGUGAGUCAGAGAGUUUUGCAGAUUUGCCAAAGGAAUUCUUGCUGCCGGACGCUCCAGCUGAAGCGAAGGCUCCAGUGGUGCCUGAGCCAGUGCAGCCGCCACCAGCCACACCAGCAACCUUUGAUGAAGAGGCGGAGGAGAGCUUGCCAGCUGUACCGUACUCGCAGGCAUACGUCGAGCGGCUGCGCAACAACGCGGAGGAAGACUGCUGCUGCAUUUGUCGGAAAGUGUUCAUCGCUGACCAGGUGCGCUUGGGCUACACUCCUCACAAUGGAAAUGAAGCGCGAUGGCUCCAUCUCCGAUGCCUCGCAGACGAUGGGCUUCAAAUGGAACCGGGAGAUUGGCUUGCUUUCUCCCCAGGCAUCGGUGUCGAAGAGCGCCAGCGAGUCUUAACGAUCCUGAGCAUACGGAGACCCAUGCGACCCAUGGACUCCCAUACAGGGCCCCUUUCUUGGAGUCCACGGCUUUGGUGCCAUUGCCCGGCCAUCUCUCAGCGGUGGCCGCGCUGCAGAGUGCCACGUGCUGGGGCCACGCGUGCAGCCCCACGACUCAACCUGCGGUAUGUGGCACCAGUGUUGAGCACUGUCUCCCAACAAGCACGAGCCGUCCUCCUUCGAGAACGCCAUCGUCGCUUACAGGCCGCUGGUCGCCAGGUCGUACCACCAGUGCCUCUGGCACGGAGACCAGCAAGUGGUCCAAGUGCCGUGGCGCGUCGGGCUCAAGUCACCGCCAGCUCUAGAAGGCCAAACACACAGGUGGAACCUGUGGCUGAGACCGAGACCCGUUCCGGGCGACGGCAAUGGCAACGUCGAUCGGCCCUGGGUGAACGCGCCAAGGAACUCUUUGCCGUUGUUUUUGAACGACUGAAGGAUGCUUGGCCAGAGGCUUGGAUUGGCACCACCAGUGAUGGCAGCCCUGUCUCCUUCUUCGAUGUGGGCAAGGCAGUGCGCUUUCUGCAAUUGGGUGUUGCGGAGGACGAGCUGCGCCUCUUCUGGAUGUUUUGGAUGGAGCGAAGCAACGAGCAGCAGCGAAACGGCCUUGCGCGCGCAUCAGGCAGCAUCGAUCCCCACGACAUGCCUGGCACGGUGGUGAUCUACGACUUGAAAGAGCUGCUGCUCUCGUCGCUCACGUCAUGCUUGUCGGGCCUCCACACGUUGGUCAAGGUCUUGGGUCUAGCGGAGAAGCACUAUCCCAGCAACCUCCGCAAGGCCAUUGUCCUGAAUGCACCGACCAUUUUCAGCCGCAUGGUGUGGCCGUUGGUUCACAAGGUCUUAGACUCCGAGACUCGCAACAACGUCUCGGUCUGUGACUCCCUCGAGGGCCUCCAACUGGCGGGCUUUAGUGCUUCUGAACUGGUCCAGAUGAUGAAUGAGGGUUCUGAUGCACCCUGA